CAAGAAAAAUGGGUUUGGCACUUCCAUUAAUGCUCUCUAAGAGCUUAAUGUUGUCGUCCUUUUUGCUGAUGCAGCUCCUUCUGCAGCUUUCUAUAAUCCCAAGCAUAUCAGCAGCGAUGACAGCUCCUUGGCCGAUGGCUUUGCCAGGAUGCCCUGACAAGUGCGGCAACAUCAGCAUACCUUACCCUUUCGGUAUUGGGCCCAACUGUUUCCGCAUAGACGUCUACGAGAUUUAUGAAGAGCCUUACCAAAUCACAUGCAAUAACAGUUUCAGCCCGCCGAAAGCUUUCCUGCAAACAGGCAACGUCGAGGUGAUCGACAUCUCCAUCUCUCCAGCUGAAGUACGUGUGUACAAUUCGAUAGCCCGCAAUUGCAUAAAAAAGAGGUCGGUGGACAGUUUCUCCGCAAGCAUCACUAUUCACAUGCCUUUCCGGUUCUCAAACAGGCGGAACAAGUUCACCGCGCUUGGCUGUUACACCCUCGCGUACUUUGUGGGUGAGACCGAGCAACAUUUCAGCAGUGGGUGCGCCUCAUUUUGCGACAGUCUGGAAAGCACAACAAAUGGCUCAUGCGCAGGAAUAGGCUGUUGCCAGACAGCUAUACCGAAGGACGUGAACAAAUUCGAGAUGCAGUGGGGAUUCAAGACCAACCCGGUGUCGAAUGUCACUCCCUGUAGCUAUGCGAUGUUGGUAGAGGACGAAUGGUACGAUUUUACUUCAUCCGACCUCUUGAGAUUUGAUUCAAAAAACAAGAAUGGGGUCCCUGUGGUGCUGGACUGGGCCAUCGGGGACCUUACGUGCCAGGUGGCAAAAGGGAAGCAGAACUACGCGUGCCGUAGUAAGAACAGUGACUGCUACGAGUCAGCCAUUGGGGUAGGCUAUCUCUGCAAUUGCUCAAAGGGCUACAAGGGUAAUCCCUAUCUCGACAACGGAUGCAUAGAUAUCAAUGAAUGUGAGCAUCCGGAUCAGUACCCUUGCCAUGGGAAAUGCACCAAUACACCAGGGGGUUAUAACUGCACA
This is a messenger RNA of Ananas comosus (pineapple), 1019 nucleotides long. Its product is annotated as wall-associated receptor kinase 2-like. Gene Ontology annotation, molecular function: polysaccharide binding; calcium ion binding. Lineage: Eukaryota; Viridiplantae; Streptophyta; Magnoliopsida; Poales; Bromeliaceae. The transcript has 2 exons. The annotation marks the transcript as partial. The record is from RefSeq and is a predicted model, not a curated record.